AUGGGUGCUUUGCGCAGAAUCAAGACUAAGCGUCGCACUAGAGACUACGACCAGGUCGUCGCCGACAUCGACUCGCCGCGCCACCUCGCGCAAUACAAGGCCAGCAAGGAUGUGGAGGACCUGCCGGGGCUCGGUCGCCAUUAUUGUGUCGAGUGCGCCAAGUGGUUUGAGAGCGAGUAUAACUUGAAGGCGCACACGAAGGGCAAGAACCACAAGAAGAGAGUGCGCAUUCUCAAGGAAGAACCUCACAGUCAAAGACUAGCCGAGGCUGCGGUUGGCCUGGGUGUCGACAACGGCAAGCCACCAGGUGAAGAGAAGAUGGAGAUGGAAGAUUGA
This is a messenger RNA of Penicillium argentinense, 336 nucleotides long. RefSeq names its product putative C2H2 finger domain protein. The record is from RefSeq and is a predicted model, not a curated record. Lineage: Eukaryota; Fungi; Ascomycota; Eurotiomycetes; Eurotiales; Aspergillaceae. The transcript has 3 exons. Gene Ontology annotation, molecular function: zinc ion binding; nucleic acid binding. Bases 1 to 336 code for a protein of 111 amino acids.